GUUUUAUUGGUGUCCAUGGCCGAGUACCAAGCAGUGAUCCUCGCCGGCGGGUCGGGCGUCCGCCUCUACCCGCUCACGGAGGAGACGCCCAAGCCGCUCCUGCUCGUCAACGGCAAGCCGCUCAUCUAUUACCAGCUCGCGCUGCUUGAGAACUCGGGCUUCUCGGACGUGCUUCUCGUGACGGCCAAGGAGAUGCUCGACCAAGUCCAGUCGUACGUCCUUGGGCAGUACGACGGCAAGAUCUCGGUGACCGUCGUCGCCGUCGAAGGCGAGGCCACCGAGACCGCCGACGCCCUCCGCGCGGUCGCCGACAAGAUCCGGUCCGACUUUAUCGUGCUCGCGGGCGACCUCAUCACGGACUGCGUCUUGCACAACGUGGCCGACUUGCACCGUAUCAACGAUGCGACCGUGACGAUGUUGCUCAAGCAAGAGGUCGCCGAGGUCCCGACGGCGAAGAGCAAGGCCGCGAGCAAGGAGAAGCCGCGCCGCGACGAAGAGAUGAUCGACUGCAUCGGCAUGGUCGACGCCGAGAACCGGGUCGUGUUUGUGUCCCACUCGGUGUACGAGAACGACGACCUCGAAGUGCCCCGCGCGCUCCUCAAGCGCCGCCCGCGCAUCAACAUGCACACGGACCUCUACGACGCGCACGUGUACAUCUUCUCGCACUGGGUGCUCGACCUCUUGGCGGAGAAGAAGCACAUUGCCAGCAUCAAGGCCGACUUGAUCCCGCACUUGGUGCGUCGCCAGUUCCGCGGCCGCCAAGCGCUCCCCGAGUUGGUCCGCGAUCGCCUCGUGAGCAACCAGCACCUCGCGCAGGACCUCAGCGUCUCAGGCUCGACCAAGGACGACGAAGACGUCCUCAAAGUCUACGCCCACGUGCUCCCGCCCAACGCCUACUGCGAACGCGCCGAUACAAAGGAAGCGUUCAACGCGAUGGAGAAGGAGGUCAAGUCCAAGUGGCGACUCAAAUAGGCAUUCUAAUCCAGCGAUCGCAUUGUCCUU
Saprolegnia parasitica CBS 223.65 is the source of this 1002-nucleotide messenger RNA. RefSeq lists its product as hypothetical. Gene Ontology annotation, molecular function: translation initiation factor activity; guanyl-nucleotide exchange factor activity. The record is from RefSeq and is a predicted model, not a curated record. Gene Ontology annotation, cellular component: eukaryotic translation initiation factor 2B complex; guanyl-nucleotide exchange factor complex. The transcript has a single exon. Lineage: Eukaryota; Oomycota; Saprolegniomycetes; Saprolegniales; Saprolegniaceae. Gene Ontology annotation, biological process: biosynthetic process; cytoplasmic translational initiation. The coding region runs from base 16 to 972 and encodes 318 amino acids.